AUGCGAGCCGGACCAAUCGGCACGGAACUGGACUUCUUACGAGGUCCCACGAUUGGAAGCUCGGAACGUGGAAUUUUCAGCAUCGUAGCGCUGCAGGAGGUUGGCUGGAUAGGCGCGGAGGAGGUGCAAGAGUACAGAAGGAUUGGCUGUACAAUCUACCAGAGCCGCGGCGAGAAAAAGAGGCUGGGGAAAGCCUUUAUAGUGCUGGGCGAAAUGCACGAUCGUGUGAUUGGGUGGACCCUGCUCACCGACCGAAUGUGCGUGUUGAGGGUUAAGGGCCGUUUCUUCAACAUCAGCAUCAUAAACGUGCACAGCCCGCACUCAGGAAGCGAAGAUGACGAGAAGGACGCAUUUUACGAGCAGCUGAACUGGACGUACAACAGCUGCCCAAAACAUAACGUCAAAAUCGUCAUCGGAGAUUUUAACGCUCAGGUUGGCCAGGAGGAGGAAUUCAGAUCGGUGAUAGGAAAGUUCAGCGCCCACGUACGCACGAACGAAAAUGGCCUGCGACUGAUCGACUUCGCCACCUCCAAAAACAUGGCCGUACGAAGCACCUGCUUCCAGCACAACCUCCGAGACAAGUACACCUGGAGAUCACCGCAAGGAACGGAAUCACAAAUCGACCACGUUGUAAUCGACGGUAGACACUUUUCCGACAUCAUCGACGUCAGGACCUAUCGCGGCGCCAACGUCGACUCGGACCACUAUCUGGUGAUGGUGAAAAUGCGCCAACGACUUUCCCUGGCGAAAAGCGUUCGGUACCGCCGCCCUCCGCGGUUGGAUCUGGAGCGACUUAAGUUACCGGAAGUCUCCCGGUACGCGCAUUCGCUGGAGGCUGCGUUGCCAGGAGGGUGA
This is a messenger RNA of Culex quinquefasciatus (southern house mosquito), 855 nucleotides long. RefSeq names its product craniofacial development protein 2-like. Bases 1 to 855 code for a protein of 284 amino acids. Gene Ontology annotation, molecular function: catalytic activity. The record is from RefSeq and is a predicted model, not a curated record. Gene Ontology annotation, biological process: chromatin remodeling. Gene Ontology annotation, cellular component: nucleus. NCBI's taxonomy places the organism in Eukaryota, Metazoa, Arthropoda, Insecta, Diptera, Culicidae. The transcript is spliced from 2 exons.